Populus trichocarpa (black cottonwood) is the source of this 1790-nucleotide messenger RNA. Its product is annotated as trimethyltridecatetraene synthase-like. The record is from RefSeq and is a predicted model, not a curated record. Bases 100 to 1638 code for a protein of 512 amino acids. Gene Ontology annotation, molecular function: iron ion binding; monooxygenase activity; oxidoreductase activity, acting on paired donors, with incorporation or reduction of molecular oxygen. NCBI's taxonomy places the organism in Eukaryota, Viridiplantae, Streptophyta, Magnoliopsida, Malpighiales, Salicaceae. The transcript is spliced from 2 exons.
AAAAAAAAGUCAAAUUGAUUAAGCUGAUUCCUUUUUCCCAGUUAUAAAUACACCAUCAUCCUCUACAAUCUCCAAAAUCAGAAACACAACCACCAAAAUAUGGAGAUUACUUCCACUUGGGUUUCCUGUGCAGCUCCUCUGCUCGCUACCAUAACCCUAAUCCUCCUCGGCCGCCUCAUCCGCCGAAGAAAACUCAACCUACCACCAGGCCCAAAACCAUGGCCUAUAAUCGGAAACCUCAACCUAAUGGGUGAACUCCCUCACCGUUCCCUUGAAGCCCUCUCCAAAAAAUAUGGAUCCCUUAUGCAGGUCAAAUUCGGGUCACACCCUGUGGUUGUGGGCUCUUCAGUAGAAAUGGCCAGAGCCAUCCUCAAAACUCAUGAUCUCAGCUUAGCUGGUCGCCCCAAAACUGCAUCCGGUAAAUAUACUACCUACAAUUACCAGAAUAUUACAUGGGCACCAUACGGACCGUACUGGCGUCAAGCACGUAAACUGUGUCUCAUUGAACUUUUCAGCCCCAAACGUCUAGAUCAGUUUGAGUAUAUACGUGUAGAGGAGAACCUGAAGUUUCUAAACACUCUAUUCCAGAAAAGAGGGAAACCUAUUACCGUAAGAGAUCAUUUUUCUGAUUUGAGUUUUAGUGUAAUUAGUCGUUUAGUGUUAGGAAGAAAAUACAUGGCCGAAUCCGAAGAUGAGAAAGACAUGUUGUCACUCAAGGAACUCAAAGAAGUGCUUGAUGAGAUGUUCUUGCUUAAUGGAGUGUUGGUUAUAGGUGACUUCAUUCCGUGGCUUGCUUUCUUGGAUCUGCAAGGGUAUAUUAAGAGAAUGAAGGCUGUAGCCAAGAAGAUGGAUAUGUUUAUGGAGCAUGCGUUAGAGGAGCAUCAUGCUAGGAGAAAAGGGGUGAAGGACUAUGAGCCCAGGGAUAUGCUAGAUAUCCUUUUGCAGGUAGCUGAUGAUCCCAAUCUUGAGGUCAAGCUCGACAGAAUCGGAGUCAAGGCGUUUACACAGGACUUGAUUAAUGGUGGAACCGAGAGCUCAGCAGUGACAACCGAAUGGGCAUUGGCUGAAAUCAUGAAAAAACCAGAGAUUUUUGACAAGGCAACAGAAGAGUUAGAUAGAGUAAUCGGGAGAGAGAGAUGGGUACAAGAGAAUGACAUUGAUAAUUUACCAUUUAUUAAUGCAAUUGUGAAGGAGACUAUGCGUUUGCAUCCAGUGGCACCAUUACUUGUGCCCAGACUUGCUCGUGAAGAUAUUCAAAUUGCUGGUUAUGAUAUUCCUAAAGGCACUCGUGUUCUUGUAAAUGCUUCAGCUAUAGGGAGGGAUCCAAGCCUCUGGGACAAACCAAAAGAAUUUUGUCCCGAGAGAUUCAUCGGUAAGAGUGUUGAUGUUAAAGGUCAUGAUUUCGAGCUGUUACCAUUUGGAGCUGGAAGGAGGAUAUGUCCUGGGUAUCCUCUAGGGUUAAAGGUGAUUCAAACAAGUGUGGCAAAUCUUUUGCAUGAAUUCAAAUGGAAAUUGCCUAAUAACAUGACAGCCAAGGACUUGAACAUGGAGGAAAUUCUUGGGCUUUCUGCACCCAGAAAAGUCCCGCUUGUUGCUGUUCUGGAGCCUCGGCUUCCAUCAGAGCUUUAUUCCCUAUGAGGCUAUGAUUGUGAUGAGAUUUCUCCAGACUCUUUAAUUUUUUUUCUUUUCAUUUGAAUACUAGUUUGCACUCUUAUCAUUUUAAUUGGUGUGUAUGUUACGUGUUUUCUGUGUAAUCACCAAGGUUGUGAAUUCUAUUUGGGUUGGGUUUA